Molecule: messenger RNA, 1782 nt
Organism: Salvia hispanica
Lineage: Eukaryota; Viridiplantae; Streptophyta; Magnoliopsida; Lamiales; Lamiaceae
Product: UV-B-induced protein At3g17800, chloroplastic-like
Biological process (GO): regulation of DNA-templated transcription
Molecular function (GO): DNA-binding transcription factor activity
Source: RefSeq, a predicted model, not a curated record
GCUAAAACCACUCUAAUCUCUCACUAAUUCUCAAAACUCCAUCACCACAAAAAUCCAACCGAUCAACAACCAAAAUAACUUAUUGUUGAAUUGAAUGGACUGUUGCCUCCCCUACACUAAUCCACGAUUCCCGACUAAUACACUAAUUUAGUGCUGCUGACCAGCAAGAGCAAAUGCGAGUUCAGCGGCUUGAGCGGGAGGCUUUUGACCGGCGUUUGUUUCGACGAUCGCGGCGGUUGCAGCUCAGCCUCGGCUCCGGUGAAGCUUGCCUCCAUAGGGCAAAAUCCAACGCCACGGACAGCUGGGCCACGACUGAGGUACAAAGGUUUCACCUUCGUGAAAUGUAUACUGCUUCCAUCUUGUAUGGAUACUUCUUGAAGACUGCUUCCUUGAGUUACCAACUCGAACGGAGUCUAGACAUCAGCAGCUCCCACUACGGCCUUGCUGGUCAAGGCCAGCAUCCCAUUUCAGAGAUGUUUACUUUAGGAUCCAACUACGUCGCCCAUGGCCAUGUCAGCAGCCCAAGAUCCACCCCAGCAAGUCCAGUUUCGUAUUCUCCGGGAAAUAAACCUAGGAGUUUGAGAUUCUACAUGAUGGGAUUUGUCCACGAAUCAGUUCAGAUAUGUGCAAAGCCGAUGUCAAUGGAGGCGGUGAAUCUUCUUCAGAGACACAGCUCUGCUCUAUUCGGAGAUGAGGAGACGGGCAUGCUUGAAAAAGAUGACGUGCUUACUACCUCAUUCACAAGCCUCUUGAAGCUGUUGCUUUUGGGUCCUUGCCGAGAACUUUGUGAGCGAUGUAUAUAUGCUCAAGGAAAGCUAACUACGCCCUUACUGCAGCGCCUUCUGUGCUCGUUUAUUGAGUAGAAGAGGAUGCUUUCUUGCUUUCAUAUAUUGAGGUGAUGUAUAUAUUUUAUGCUACACGUUAAAGACUCGAUUCAUAUCUUACUUUUCUCUGGCUCAUUAAUUCUAGAAUCUGCUAUGCUAGUAUUAUUAUUAUUAACAUAGUUUUCUGCCAGUCAUUCAUCAACCUCAAAUUCUUUAAAAGCUCCAAUGAAUCUUGAUUCUCCACUUAGGAAAUUAAUUUCCUUGAUGACUUUGAAUUGUUAAUAUGUGAAGACAACAACUACCCCUCUAAAAUACAUACAUAUCAUCAUCUAAACUCAAAAUUCAACGCUCACAAACCAUACAUCACACACAAUCAGUUAAUCAUUUCAACAAACUCCCUCAAUGGCUGUGUUCCUCCUCAAGCUCAUCUUCUCCCUCGUGUCCGCGCUCUCAAGCCUGCUGACACGCCUCAUCUUCAACGGAGCAGCCCACGUAGUCGUGCAGAUGAUCCAAGUUAUGAAAGUCCAAGGUGAGAGCAGCCAGCGCCUUCUAGAUCAAGUCAAGGUGCUGAUCACGAAAUGCAUGGAGAUGUUGAUGAACCUCAUAGUCAAUGCCGUCGUCUCUGUCUUCUCCUCCUCCUUCAAUCUCGUCAAGGAAGGGCUGUUUUCCUCUUCGUCUGGGCUGGCUGCAGCGGUGGCUGGGUUGUUGGAGAAGUCGAAAACUUCGUUUGAAGAUGCGUUGAAAGAUGUACCGGAGGUGUUGGACGCGUUCACAGCGAUGCUUGGCAAGAUUAUCGCGGAUUUCGUCAACAACUGCAGUCAGGCUGUGGCUUAUGUUACUGAGAAUGUUUUUUAGUGACAAUUCUUCAUUUUUGUUGCUUCAAUCAGAAUAGUUGGAUUAGUGAUUUUUUUUUCUUGUGUACAAAAGCUACUUGAAUCAGAAGUAUUGUUCGUGUAAA